GUUGCCAGCAAGUCGGCUUUCACCCAGAUAAGAGCCCCAGAUAGUUGGUUGCAUCUGGUCUUGUAUCUGUACGAUUCAGGUCAGGUCUGGCUCGCCCAAAGAGGCGAGACAGUCUGCACUGAUUGCUUGCUUGGCUGGCACGUGGCGGAUUAACUUAAAUGCAAGCUCCGAUUCUCGCCCCACCCCUGCAUCCCGAUCGAGUGAAGAUGGUCUAAAUUUUCUGCGAAACCGCGACGCCGACCUACUUGAUCAGGCGUCACACCCCUAUUUCUGCUGCCAAGGCUUGGUCAUCCUGGUCUCUCUCUUACACUGCCAGUGUCAAUCUAUCGCUGUUCUCAAAAAGUCACUCCAAAAUGGCUGGCGGUGACACUGCGGCCAGGCCGCCCCGUGAGAUCUUCGACACCAUCCUGCUCUUGGACUUUGGAAGUCAGACGUCGCACCUGAUUCUCAGGGGUCUCCGGUCGCUCAAUGUCUUCUGUGAGGUUCUGCCAGGUCCGACCAGGGCCAGCGAGCUGAACUGGAAGCCAAAGGGGAUUAUCUUCAGCGGAGGACCUGCAUCUGUGAAGGAUCAGGGGGCUCCUCACGUCGACCCUGCCUUCUUCGAUUUGGGAGUACCAAUCCUCGGAAUCUGCUACGGUUGCCAGGAGAUCGCCUGGCUAUCAGGCGCUGAGAACGUCGCCCCGGGCGAGAACCAGGAGUAUGGCCACACGGAUCUGAACAUCUAUCAAGAUGGCAGCUCUGAUCACAUUAACCACCUCUUCAAGGGUCUGGGAGAGUCAAUGCACGUCUACAUGAGCCACUUUGACAAGCUGGUCAGGUUACCCAAGGAUUUCGUCAGGAUUGCCAGCUCCAAGAACUCUGAGUAUGCAGGAAUUGCCCACCAGACCAAGCCAAUUUAUGGAAUUCAAUUCCACCCUGAGGUUUCGCACACUCCCCGCGGAGGAGAAAUCCUCAAGAAUUUUGCCGUCGAUAUUUGCAAAGCCCGCCAGCACUGGGUUAUGAGCGACUUCAUUCAGCACGCGAUCGAACGUAUUCGCCAGCAGGUUGGUGACAAGGCCCAAGUCAUUGGCGCAGUCUCGGGCGGUGUCGACAGCACGGUAGUUGCCCGUCUUAUGCGGGAAGCCAUUGGCGACAGAUUCCACGCCGUUCUCGUGGACAAUGGCGUGAUGCGUCUCAACGAGAGCCAGCAGGUGAAGCAGACGCUCCAGGAAAACCUCGGCAUCAACCUGACCGUCAUCGAUGGGUCAGCGAGAUUCCUUGAGGCCCUCAAGGGCGUCAGCGAGCCCGAGACCAAGCGGAAGAUCAUUGGCAACCUCUUCAUCGAGUUGUUCGAGGAGGAGGCUGUCAGGAUCGAGAAGGCGGCCGAGAACACACCCAACGCGGGCAAGGUUGAGUUUUUCGUCCAGGGUACCCUAUACCCAGACGUCAUCGAGUCUCUGAGCUUCAGACCCGGCUCAAACUCGGCAACCAUCAAGACACACCACAACGUCGGCGGUCUGCCCGCCCGCAUGAUGAACGGCCAAGGCCUCAAGCUGAUUGAGCCCCUGAGGGAGCUCUUCAAGGACGAGGUCCGCGGCUUCGGCCGCCAGCUUGGCAUCUCAGAGGAGCUGGUCAUGCGCCACCCCUUCCCCGGCCCCGGCAUCGCCAUCAGGAUCAUCGGGGACGUCACGCCCGAGCGUGUCGCGAUCGUCCAGAAGGCCGACAACAUCUUCAUCUCCAUGAUCAAGGAGGCGGGCAUCUACGACGAGAUUGCCCAGGCCUACGCCGGGCUUGACACCAACAGGGCUGUUGGUGUCAUGGGUGAUGACCGCGUCUACGGCUACAUCGUCAUCCUCCGUGCUGUUGCGUCGGUCAACUUCAUGACCGCCGAGCCGUACGAGUUCAGCUUCGAUUUCCUGAAGCAGGCCGCGCGGAGGAUCGUGAACGAGGUUGUCGGAGUCUCUCGUGUCACUUACGACAUUACGAGCAAGCCUCCAGGAACCAUCGAGUUGGAGUGAUUGGCUUUGUAGGCUGUGAAGGGGCCCCUUUGUUCUGUCGUUGACGCCGACAUCGCAACAGCAGACUUUUGGGUCCAGUUCUGGGUCUCGCAACCUAAAAAUGUCACAUGGCCCCCGCACGCGCGACUGCCACCGCAUACUUGCGAGAUUGCGCCCAUCCACGGUUCGCGGUCAUCCUCCGCUCUGUGAGACGGGCCAUGGUCACAAACAGCUGUUCCUUUGCGCAGUGGAAUCGCGAAGGGCAGUGGGGAAUCUUAUUCGUCCCUCAUUCCGUCCGGUAGAGAUGAAACGCUUCAUUGCUAGAUCGUGGAGACAAUUUCUGGAUUUUAGACAAGUGGAAAGAGGCCGGGGAUCACGGUGACGGCGGGUGGCAAAGAGAGAGAGCGGAUGAUUGAAUGAAUAGACUAAAUGAAGCAGCGGAUGAUAUUGAUUGUUGAAUGCGGCGUCUUAUUCAACUAUUGAUAUAUUAGCCGGUGCCUCUUCCUCUGUGCAACAGCUUGAAGACAAAGGUGGUCUUCGUCCUUUCGUCACGUUUCGGUGACCUGUUCGCUGAGGACUUGCAAGUUCAUCGCCUGGCUGGGCUGUAUGAUGUUUUGAAGAUCUCUCCAAUCGAAAGACCUUUGUUUCAACAGAAUAAA
Diaporthe batatas is the source of this 2635-nucleotide messenger RNA. RefSeq names its product GMP synthase (glutamine-hydrolyzing). Lineage: Eukaryota; Fungi; Ascomycota; Sordariomycetes; Diaporthales; Diaporthaceae. The transcript has 9 exons. The record is from RefSeq and is a predicted model, not a curated record. The coding region runs from base 354 to 1997 and encodes 547 amino acids. Gene Ontology annotation, cellular component: cytosol. Gene Ontology annotation, molecular function: ATP binding; GMP synthase (glutamine-hydrolyzing) activity; GMP synthase activity. Gene Ontology annotation, biological process: GMP biosynthetic process.